Molecule: messenger RNA, 171 nt
Organism: Sphenostylis stenocarpa
Lineage: Eukaryota; Viridiplantae; Streptophyta; Magnoliopsida; Fabales; Fabaceae
Source: the annotation of a GenBank genome assembly
AUGGACCAGGGCACCCUGCAGCUGCAGGGGCACACCCUGCAUACUCUGAACCCAACAAUUAGAGCUUCAGAACAAAGACAAUUACCACUCUCAUCUUUUUUGGCUGCUGUGGAAGAUACUAGACAAAACAAAAUGGGUGGGAAAUGGAAAAGUUGGCUACACAGGAAAUAG